Molecule: messenger RNA, 464 nt
Organism: Polypterus senegalus (gray bichir)
Lineage: Eukaryota; Metazoa; Chordata; Cladistia; Polypteriformes; Polypteridae
Product: histone H2B 5-like
Exons: 1
Coding region: 41-418 (125 amino acids)
Cellular component (GO): nucleosome
Molecular function (GO): DNA binding; structural constituent of chromatin; protein heterodimerization activity
Source: RefSeq, a predicted model, not a curated record
AGUUGCGUCAUUCAAUUGCUCGUCUGUACCGAAAAUAACAAUGCCUGAGCCAAAAGGAGCCCCUGCCCCGAAGAAGGGCUCCAAGAAAGCCGUUUCUAAGAGCCAAGCGAAGGGUGGGAAGAAGCGUAGAAAGUCCAGGAAGGAAAGUUAUGCCAUUUACGUGUACAAGGUGUUGAAGCAAGUUCACCCUGACACUGGCAUCUCUUCUAAGGCGAUGGGAAUCAUGAAUUCGUUUGUGAAUGAUAUCUUUGAGCGCAUCGCCGGUGAGGCUUCUCGCCUAGCGCACUACAACAAGCGCUCUACCAUUUCUUCCCGGGAAAUCCAAACUGCUGUGAGACUCUUGCUGCCAGGCGAACUUGCAAAGCACGCCGUGUCCGAGGGAACCAAGGCAGUGACUAAGUAUACCAGCUCGAAGUAAAGAGCAAGGCUCUUGUUUAACACCAACGGCUCUUUUCAGAGCCACU